CGAACACAGCAUCGUCUUACUACUAUCAAUCUCCUCUUCUACACAUCUAGAGCCUGGUGCUCAACAUACAAGGGAAACGCAGUCCCGACCUGGUGCACGGACCCUCUUCCUUUCUUUCCCCAUCGAGGACGCACAGACGAGACGCGAUCCUUCCUGCUCUUCUCCCCUUGAUCAGAUCUCAGACGGUCAAAGGGGUACGAGCACAUCAGCAAGAACAUAGCACAGCAUCAUCGUCAAUCGAACGAUACUUUUAGCCCCCAACCACGGAGGAGAGACGGCAGUAGCAGUAUAAGCCUUCAGCGAUCAAUAUCGCCUACCAGUCAUCGACAGACCGGCGGACACCAACUUUGACCAUCAAGGCUCGCUCCGGCCUGUACAUGCUAUCGCCUUGACGAUGUCUGGCUACAGACCUUCCCCACCGCCCGUCAGGACACACAAUCUCAAUCCACCUCCCAAACGAUCUCGCACAAAGGACAAUGCCUCGCCGACGACCUACAGCUUCAACCCUUCCCCCGUCAAAUCCCAUCACACGCACCAGUAUGCCGGUCAGAUCAUGUACGAUAUCCCCGUUCCUGUGUCUCCUUUACCGGAAUCGAGCGGGGUCAUGGAGAACACGAGCGUCGACGUCGGAGCUAUAGGAAGCGUCUCUGCACACCCGUUGAUCGUUUCGUCACUAGCAACGGGGACAGAAAGGACGAGGAGCACUUAUACCGCUUCGGUCGGGAGCUCAGAGAGGAAGACGGGCAACGCUUUAGCCUAUACGCAAUCCCGUUCGAACGGUGCUCCGAGGCGACCACCGAGGUCUAGACGGGGGAGUAGGGAGACGGUCGAACGAGCCACGUUGAGCAGGAACGAAUCGUAUGUCACUACAGCCGGGACCGGAAGCGGUUCUGGAGCAGGGACGUAUGGGUCGGGCGGCAGAGAGACCUUGUCAGCAAGUACGAGCGGGAGUACGUUGGGCGGAGGAUCCAGUCCGAUCAAGUCGGCGUACGACCAUCGUCAGAGAUCGAACACGACCACGCCUACCCCGUCAGGAUUGGGCCAGCCCAGGAGGUCGGCGGACAUGUCACCGAGUCCGUACUAUGAUAACCUGCCCGUCCGAUCCAAGACUGGACCGACGCCUCCACCACGGUUGCACUCAUCGCAAGCUCCGUCCCGGUUGGGCUCGCCCUCACCGAACAGGCAGGGCGAGAUGUUCGCCUCGGGAGGUGCGGGGAGCGUAAUGAGGGAAGCUCGGGAGGGGUCUUUGUACACGGUCGGGCAGCAGAGCGUGGCGGGGAGUUAUGUCCGGAGAGAAGGUGGGGGUGUAGGAAGUCCGAGUCCAGGAGACCUUCAUACUUUCGCCCAUCACUGCCACCUGUUUUACUUCACCUCGAACGCACCAAGCUCGUCCCAAGCUUAUAUCGAUACCACCCUCGCCUCCCUCCCGCCAUCACACCGAGCCGCCUACACACGCAUACAAAAUUCUCUCCGAGCGCAAGCACACUCUCACAACGCCCGACUCCGGCUCUUGGCCUUUCACGUCCUCAUUUCGUCCACAUCCGUUAACGGUGGGCUGAGCCCGCUGGUGAGACAGGAGAUCAGGUCGAAACGCGCGCGAGCUGAGAGAAAGGCCAAGCUCGCCGAGUUUGUGACGAGGUGGUGCACCAAGAGCGCCGUGGGGGUCGAACCGUUCUACAAGGCGUUGUACGUCUGCUUGUUGUUGCAGGGCAAAGGAGAGCGCGGAGUAGGCGGAGCUGGGGGUAAGAGAGUGGUCUGGGAGGUAGAUGAUGCCGUAUUCAUCGAGGCUGGCGGCAAGGACUUUAUGAACGAGGCAGUCGCACUUGUUAAGGGUGUCCUCGGUUUCGACGACAUCGCCCUGUCCACGCCACCUCGAUUGAGGCGUCCAACAUUGCCCAUGCUACAACCUCGACCGUCUUUUGCCACCAAUGCGACUCCACGUUCGUCGUUUUCUGAACAGCCAAGAGGUCACGAAAUCGAGAGCCUUUUGCCGCUUGCUUCCGGUGACUCGACCACGUCUGCUACUACGGGUAACCGGACUCGAGCUCCUGCCGACCCUUUUCUCGAUCCUUCGAAAUCUCCAGACAAGCGAUUCGCAGCCCCGGUCAUUAAACAAGCUGGCAAGCGUGGCCCAGCACCGCCUGUACCAACACACGGCCGAUCGGCUUCGAUGAAAGGGCCCGCACCUCCACCGCCGACAUCGAGGAAUCUGCAAGCGCCUACGCCUCGAAUGUUACAAAGUCGAACACCGUCCACAGAUACAUCGGACGGGCUCUCAUCCAAUCCAUUGAGCCCUACGGUCGAAUCGCCUCUCUUGACAGGUCGCUCUGGCGGCGAUUCCGACUCGAUCGUAACAGGGUUAGAGGAAGCCGCCGAGCGGGAAGAUACCCUCGCCAGUCUUGGCAGAGCUAGUAGGGACAAGUUUGCGCUUGCUCGACCCGAGAGGCCGACCAGCGAUGCUCGAUCAUUGUCGACGUCCGAGAUUCGCGGGCUGCUAGAUGGUACCUCCACGCUGGAUCUCAAUGCCGAGGUCGCCCUCGAUACUGAAGAAUUCAACGAGGAUGAAGAGGAAGAGGAUCUCGCAGCGCCUCGUUUACGGCUCUGGACCUUCCCCGCUCACAUCACCGACGGGGAAAUCGACGGUCUGCUCAGCGUCUUUCCCAAACAUAUCACAAAGGCUCAAGGAAUGCGCAACAUGAGGUUCCCCUUACCCCGUCCGACAUCGCUCAAGGCGCUGAAAGCGCACGAUGCCGAGAUGGGAUUGGGUGCAGAUAACGAUGAGGGCGAAGCCUCUUGGCCAUCCGUCAUGAAUGUCAAGGUCCCACCUGAAGACGCGCAUGGGAUCGUGGCGCCUGGAACAGGUCGAUUAUGGCUCGGCGCUUUGCCUCGAGAUGCACCAUGGCAGAGAGGCUUUUUUGAGAGGUUGUCCAGAUGGUUCAAGGGGCUAUUCGGAGGUUGACGAACCAGGGCGAUUUGAGGACCCUCGCUCACAUUAACGCAUUUGUAUAACGACAAACAUUACGAUCCGGCCGCAUGCUAGUCACACUGUAUCAUUCGUAUCAUCUUUUACGAUGUUGCGUCCGUUUGGCGUUACUUGUAAUCUUCGAAAGCGUCCACUAUGCGUUGCAUUAGGUCGCCCUCACGCUGGAACCAUUCUUUUUCCACUUCUGCUCGGAUC
Messenger RNA from Filobasidium floriforme, 3178 nucleotides. RefSeq lists its product as uncharacterized. NCBI's taxonomy places the organism in Eukaryota, Fungi, Basidiomycota, Tremellomycetes, Filobasidiales, Filobasidiaceae. Bases 395 to 2959 code for a protein of 854 amino acids. The transcript is spliced from 3 exons. The record is from RefSeq and is a predicted model, not a curated record.